AGAAUGACACAGCCUACCACACCACAGUCCACCACAUCAUGGCUGAGUCACUCUGUCUGGGAUACUCUCCACUUCGACAUGCAUCCAGUCCAGCACAGGGCUCAGUUUAAAGUGCAAUUGGGACCUCAGUGCGAAGUCUGUGACAAAAGGAACAGUUGGUAUUACAGUCUGGUAGCCAUCCAGGACUCAUUACAGAGCUAAGUUACAUACCAACAACUAACAACCCUUUGUGUAAGUGUGCUUUGUGUGCAGGUCUGUUUUCCAGGUAGUGGGAGAGAAAAAAAACAAAGAAAAAACUAACAAAGAAAUAAAGAGGGAAAAUUAACAACUACAACCAAACCAGGGGGAAAAAACAGACUUGGUGCAUGCAUUUUAAUACGCCACUGUGUCAAAGCGAGUGCUCAUUUGCAAGCCAUUGCGUUAAAAAUAACUUUAUUGUGGUAGAUCAUGUUUUGGUAGGAGGGUUUAUUUUGCCCCACUGGGCCAGUCUCAUGGGCAGCAGAUGAGCCUUGCAGAGAGGCUUGUGUGUGCUGUGAACAGACAGAGGAUCCCAGCCAGCUCUUGCUCCCUCUCUCACUGUGCUCUGCUCUGCUACUGGCCUGUACACUCCAUUCCAACAGCUCGUCUCUUUUCUCUGCUCCAGAUGAUGCCUUGGAUAUAGCCGGCCCCCAUGAGUGAUAUGAGUAACACACUGGAAGACAUACACACCUCUGACAGCCUCGGAGAGAAAGCAGAGAUUUUUGGGAGUGGGAAGGGUAAUGUGAGUGGCUUUUCCAGCCCAUCCCUCAUCCCUUUGCAUGCUCCUUUACAACCACCAAAUGCCCAGCUCUCCAGGACUGCUGUCUGCCAGGGGAAUAGGAAAAUUAAAGAGGGAGAGGAGUCUCUGCUGGCUGCCCCUGUUCCAAGCCUUUUCCCAGAACUCAUUCCCUCAACCGUCUCAUCACUUGUCUCCGAUUGUUUAUUACCCUGGACCAAAAGUGGCGCAACUCAGGUAAUCAAAGUGUAUACUGAGGACAAUACAAGUCGAGCAGUAGAGGUUCCGACUGACAUCACAGCCCGGGACAUAUGCCAGCUGUUUGUCCUGAAGAAUCAUUGCAUUGACGACCACAGCUGGACACUGUUUGAGCAUCUCUCCCAUCUAGGCAUAGAAAGAAUCAUAGAAGAUCAUGAAUCUGUUAUGGAGGUGCUGUCCGGUUGGGGCAUGGACACAGACAGUCGGCUAUAUUUCCGGAAGAACUAUGCCAAAUAUGAAUUCUUCAAUAAACCGCUGGAUUCUUUCCCAGAUCACAUGGUGUCCAUAUCAAGUGAAACCAAUGGGAUGAUGAACCAUUCUCAGCUAAUACAGACUUUUCUCAACUCAAGCACUUGUCCAGAGAUCCAUGGGCACCUCCAUGCCAAAGAACAAGGCAGGAAGUCUUGGAAGAAGUUCUACUUUGUCUUGAGGAGGUCAGGUCUCUACUUCUCCAACAAGGGGACAUCAAAGGAACCAAGGCAUCUCCAGUUCAUUGCUGAGUUCAGUGACAGCGACGUCUACACGUUCCUAUCAGCGAGAAAGAUACACGGAGCGCCUACGGACUAUGGCUUCUGUGUCAAGUCUACUAAGUGUGGCUCUCCACGAGACCUCAAGUUGUUGUGUGCAGAUGACGAGCAAACCAGAACCUGCUGGGUCACUGCCAUGCGCCUCUUUAAGUAUGGGAUGCAGCUGUACCAAAACUUCAUUCAACCACACCAGAAACAGAAAACUUCACCUAUGAGAAGUAUCUCAGAGAACUCCUUGGUGGCCAUGGACUUCUCAGGACACAAGAGCCGGGUGAUCGAGAACCCAUCGGAGGCGCUGUCCGUAGCCGUAGAGGAGGGGCUCUCAUGGAGGAGGAAAAGCUGCCACCGUCUGAGCUCUCAUGGAAGCCCGUCCACCUCUCAGAGUCCCAUGUCAAACAUAGCUCUCCAUAUGGCCCAGCCCUGGUUCCACAGCAAAUUGUCCAGAGACGAAGCACACCUCUUAAUCACUCAACAGGGUCUGAUUGAUGGAGUAUUUCUUCUAAGGGACAGCCAAAGCAACCCCAAUACAUUUGUACUGUCACUGUGUCACACACAGAGAAUCAAACACUUUCAGAUCUUACCGGUGGAUGAAGAGGGGGAAUUGUUCUACAGCCUAGAUGACGGUCAUACGCGCUUCACUGAUCUGAUCCAGCUAGUGGACUUCUACCAGCUCAACCGUGGGGUUCUGCCCUGCAAGCUCAAACACCACUGUGCCAGGAUCACCCUCUGAGGGUGCAGGGGUCUCCUAGGGCCCCAUACAUACAGAAGCACCUUAAUCACAGCCAAUGCCUCUCUGGAGAACCAACCACCCAUGCAUCCCUCACUCCCUCCUAUGCCUUGGACAGGAGACACAGAGAACACCUCCAGACAUAAGCGAACUGAAACCACUUAUCACCCACUACAAUCCAUUAUCUUGGAGAAAACUGUGGUAAUCAGUCUUUGUAAUGAUUUUACUUUUUAAUAAAAUAUUAAAUAGGUGUUAUGAUUAAAAAUA
This is a messenger RNA of Coregonus clupeaformis (lake whitefish), 2533 nucleotides long. RefSeq names its product growth factor receptor-bound protein 14 (gene grb14). Gene Ontology annotation, biological process: insulin receptor signaling pathway; negative regulation of insulin receptor signaling pathway. The record is from RefSeq and is a predicted model, not a curated record. The transcript is spliced from 14 exons. Gene Ontology annotation, cellular component: plasma membrane; cytoplasm. NCBI's taxonomy places the organism in Eukaryota, Metazoa, Chordata, Actinopteri, Salmoniformes, Salmonidae. Bases 671 to 2269 code for a protein of 532 amino acids.